AGGAUCCUUUCGCAGCGGGAGAAGAGGGACCGGGAGGCGCGGGAGGCUGGUCCGAGGCCCCUGACUGACGCACCGCGCCGGGCUGAAGAGGCUUCAUGUGGAAGCCGAGCCAGAAAGGAAAGGGGGGAGGGGGGAAAGGCGGGCCAGAGAAGGAACUACUGUAAGAGUUAAGAAAGUCCUGCCCAGCUGUUUGCGAACUUUUAAGAUUUCCUGUUUCCCCUGCAGGCAGGGCUGAAGCGGAGGAAAGUGAGUCACAUACACACAGGCACGCACGCACACCCGAGAGCAGCCGAGCCGCAGCUGCCCAGGCUGCCUCUGGCCGGGCCUCUCACUUUCACCGCCGCUGGUCCCCACCUUCGCUUCGGAGCUCCCCCAACCCCGAACGCCGGCCGCCCGCCUGCCUCAGAAAAGGGACUCCCUCGUUUUCUCCCCCCCCCCUCAGCGCCCUGCCGCCGCUUUCGCCGCCGCCUCAGAGCCCUCCAAAAGGAUAUAUACACAUACAUAUACAACACACAUAGGCACACACAAACAUGAGCGGGCUUCCCAAGCACGUUUUGAUGUGGAUCCUCCUGCACAGCACGGCUCCCCCGCUGGCUGGGGUCACAGCUGAAGAUCAUUUAUCCAGUGUAUUUGAUGGUCAAAUCAAAUUACGGGCACUUUGCAAGUUUUGUGAUGUUAAAUUAACCAGCUGCAAAAAUGAAGGCCGUUGCAAGAGUCAAUGCAAUAUCACAUCUAUCUGUGCUGACGAGAAUGAAGUAUGUGUAGCUGUUUGGAGAAGGAACGAUAAAAAUGUAACUUUGGAAACGAUAUGUCAUAAUCCCAAAAAAAAGCUCGAUGGGCAUGAACUGGAUGAUUUCAAUUCUGAUAAAUGUAUAAUGAAAGAGAAGAAGGAAGCUGGAGGAUUUCUGUUCAUGUGUUCCUGCAAGAUGGAAGAAUGCAAUGAUGAACUCAUUUUUUCCGAAGACAAUUCAAGUUACAGCUUCCCUUCCAGUGACAUUAAAGGUGUGAUCUCUAAAGUUGCAGUAAUAAGCCUCGUCCCAUUGCUUGUGAUUGCCGUUGCUGUUACUGUUAUCUUUUACUGUUACCGGAUUCAGAGGGCAAGGAAGAUGAACAUGUCAUGGGAGAAAAAAAAGUCCAGGACACAUAAAGAUUGCAGCGAUGUUUGUGCCAUGAUAUUGGAUGAUAACGGCUCUGACAUUAGUUCAACUUGUGCAAAUAACAUUAACCAUAAUACUGAGCUGUUGCCCAUUGAGCUGGACACCCUGGUAGGCAAAGGACGGUUUGCUGAAGUCUAUAAGGCUAAACUGAAGCAAAACACCUCAGAACAGUUUGAAACAGUGGCUGUCAAGAUCUUCUCCUAUGAAGAAUAUGCCUCCUGGAAGACUGAGAAAGACAUAUUCUCUGACAUAAACCUGAAGCAUGAGAAUAUUCUUCAGUUCCUAACAGCUGAGGAACGCAAGACAGAUCUAGGCAAGCAGUACUGGUUGAUCACUGCUUUCCAUGCAAGAGGAAACUUGCAGGAGUACCUUAUGAAACACAUCAUUAGCUGGGAAGACCUCUGGCGAUUGGGUGGAUCUUUGGCUCGAGGGAUUGCCCAUCUUCAUAGCGACCAUACACCUUGUGGCCGACCAAAGACACCCAUUGUCCACAGAGACUUAAAGAGCUCUAACAUAUUGGUCAAAAAUGACUUAACGUGUUGCCUGUGUGACUUUGGGCUGUCACUUCGACUGGAUCCUACUCUUUCUGUAGAUGACUUGGCCAACAGUGGGCAGGUUGGCACAGCAAGGUACAUGGCUCCUGAAGUCUUGGAAUCCAGAAUGAACUUAGAUAAUGUUGAAUCUUUCAAGCAGACUGAUGUGUAUUCCAUGGCUUUGGUUCUGUGGGAAAUGACAUCUCGCUGUAAUGGUGUUGGAGAGGUGAAAGAAUAUGAGCCGCCCUUUGGUUCUAAAGUGCGAGAACAUCCAUGUGUUGAAAGUAUGAAAGACAAUGUUUUAAGGGACAGAGGACGACCAGAAAUUCCUAACUCAUGGCUUAACCAUCAGGGCAUCCAGAAAGUGUGUGAGACUCUGGUCGAGUGCUGGGACCACGACCCUGAGGCCCGGCUCACGGCGCAGUGUGUAGCCGAGCGAUUCAAUGAUUUGGAGUACCAGGACAGACUCUCGGGAAGAAGCAGUUCUGAAGAGAAGAUCCCUGAAGAGGUCUCUGUGAAUGGAGCCAACUAACAUCCAACAAAGACAUGAGACUUGCAGGAAAGAGAGGAGGCUGGCCGCUCUUGUGUUCUGGGUGUGCAGCCUGGGAACAGGAAGAGGCCUUGUCUGUACACUCUGUGGCACCGGCGAUCUCACCUUUUCCUCUCCAUAGCAGUGCUGGAGAGAAGAAAAUUCAUUUUACAAAGAAGCUGUGGGCCAAGUAUCAUGUCAGGACAACAGCUUCUUUGAUCGUGGCAUAGGAUAAAAGCUACCCAAGCAAAUGAGAGUGUACAAAAUGCUAAUUGUGUUUGCACUUUAUCGAUGCCUGUAUAUGUAUAACUAUGGAAGAGCAAUUUUACGUAUGUAUAUAUAUACCUAUAUCUAUACACACAGCAAAGCUCUGUGAGGAAUCUUCCAGGAAAUAAUAGGAAAAUCCUGUAAGGGAUUGCCAGGAUAUCCACUGUCUUACCAGCAACAAAAGUGCCUUAUUCAUGCCUGCACACGCACGCAGACCAGAAAACUGUAGCAGUACACUGCAAAAUGCUAUACAUAGCUUCACUACUUUUUGGGGGGAUGAAGAGGUCACAAUGGCUAGAGUUCAGCCACUCAUUACAGCUUUUUUUUAAAAAAAAAUGCACAACUCUUUAAUGACUGUUCAGCUGGUUCCUGAACAUUUUAGAAUGUGGAGGUUUAGGGGUCUGUUGCUAGCCUGAUACAUUUUUCCCCCUUUCCGUCUUCCAAACCUCUUUGAGGUUGGAAAGUCAUGUAGUUGUUUUUCAUCCACGCCUAUACAGAGGAUUGUUAAUUCCUCCCCACUUUCUUUGAACAUGCAUUGGAUGUGAACAGCCUGCGCGCGCGCACGCACACACACACACACACACACACACACAGAGAGAGAGAGAGAGAGAGAGAAUAAGUUUCCCAACCUCUCACCCCAUUCUGCAAAAUCAGGAAGGACCAACUGUAGUUGAAACAGAUGUUUUAUAUUUGCUGUGCCUUCUGACGAAAAAAGAGAGUGUGAGAGAGUAGACUUCUGCUCUCCCUCCCUUUCUGGGAUCAGUAACAUCAUGUCUAGUUUCUUGAGCCCUUAAAUUCACACUUGAUUUCAUGCCUGGCAGAAAAGGAGGGGCAGCUUAUGAAUGUCUUCCAGAGUGUCUGGAAAUCUCUGAUGCCGUGGAAAAGGUUUUUGCCCUGUCUGUAUAGGCAGGCAUUGUCUUUAGGAUCCGCCUUUAAAUGUGCAUCGUAGCCAAGCCUGGCUGCAGCCCUUCCGAACUGCUGGCACUGUGAGCACAUUCUUCAACCAAUCCCCACAGGCAUGGCUUACAUUCUUUUAGUCUUCCAAAAUAUUUAGCUUUGGAGCUGGCCUCACAAGGAAUUUUAAAUGACAGAGUUUUGACUGUCCAAGUUUUCUUGCUAGAUUGUCAGACUCCUUGGUUUGUCUCAUGUCUGAAGGCCUGCAAACAUAGCUUCAAGUGCAUUCCAGGCUGCCUCCUUGUUUUCUAACAAGAGACCAUGAAUUGGUUGCCAGCCAUCGUUAAACUUACUCUCACCAAAAAUGACCUAAAAGAUAGGUCUUAUGUGGAAAUAUUUCGUCAUGCAGGUCAAGUAGCCCACCUGUCCCAGAGCAUUUGCUUUGUGUAUCCAGUAGGAGAGAAGAAAUAUAUUCAUAUAGGAAUUUAAAAAAAGGAUGGUGAAAAUAUUUAUUUUUUUAAAAAACUGCUCUUUGCGUCUUCUUUAUAUUAAAUUUCCUAGAAAUAUUUAAGCAUUACGUGGGGAAGGCUCAAGAAAAUGGAAUCCAGGUUCAAUAGCAAUGGGCUGUUUACUCAACUGUGGAGCUGCUGGCAAAAUGCAUCGGUCUAGCAAGGAAUAUUGCUAAACUGAGAUAGGAUCUACUGACCUCUAGUGGUGUUCUGCAGAUUAGCAUCCUUGGAAAAGCUGCAUAGGAAAGGAAAACGGGGAGCUUUACAGCAGUGGUUCUUAAAUUUUGUUACUCAGGUGUUUUUGAACUGCAACUCCCAGAAACCACAGCUGGCA
This is a messenger RNA of Pogona vitticeps (central bearded dragon), 4223 nucleotides long. It is a transcript of the gene TGFBR2, whose product is annotated as transforming growth factor beta receptor 2. Lineage: Eukaryota; Metazoa; Chordata; Lepidosauria; Squamata; Agamidae. The record is from RefSeq and is a predicted model, not a curated record. Gene Ontology annotation, molecular function: transforming growth factor beta receptor activity, type II; ATP binding; metal ion binding. Gene Ontology annotation, cellular component: plasma membrane; signaling receptor complex. Gene Ontology annotation, biological process: protein phosphorylation; cellular response to growth factor stimulus; cell surface receptor protein serine/threonine kinase signaling pathway.